AUGUUAGAAGGCCGGAGGGGAAGAGGAAAGUGAAGCGGCGGCGGGCAGGCCAGGCCAGGCCCGGCCCGGCGAGCGGCGCUCUCCUCCCCCGGGGCCCGAGCCCGGCCCGUACCAUGAUCACGGCCCCCGCUUCUCGGCGGGAGGAGUGACCGGUUCCGCAGGCAGCAGCGGUGGGGGAGGACGAGGAAGCAGAGGAGGGAGAAGGGGAAGACGCGGUGGCGGCAGCGGCAGCGGAGGAGGAGCCGGAGAGACGAUGCCGUUUCCUGUUACGACCCAGGGAUCACAAACACAGCAACUACAGAAGCAUUAUGGCAUUACCUCACCGAUCAGUUUAGCUGCCCCCAAGGAGUUUGACUGCAUGCUUACCCAGAAAUUAAUUGAAACCCUAAAACCUUAUGGUGUAUUUGAAGAGGAAGAGGAACUGCAGCGUAGGAUUCUAAUUUUGGGAAAGUUAAAUAACCUGGUAAAGGAAUGGAUACGAGAAAUCAGUGAAAGCAAGAAUCUUCCACAGUCUGUAAUAGAAAAUGUUGGAGGAAAAAUUUUUACCUUUGGAUCCUAUAGAUUAGGUGUUCAUACAAAAGGUGCUGAUAUUGAUGCCCUGUGUGUUGCACCAAGACAUGUUGAAAGAACUGAUUUUUUCACGUCAUUUUAUGAAAAAUUAAAACAACAAGAAGAAGUAAAAGAUUUGAGGGCCGUUGAAGAAGCUUUUGUCCCAGUUAUUAAACUUUGUUUCGAUGGAAUAGAGAUUGAUAUUUUAUUUGCAAGAUUAGCACUGCAAACUAUUCCUGAAGACUUAGACCUCCGAGAUGAUAGUCUACUUAAAAAUUUAGAUAUUAGAUGCAUACGAAGUCUUAACGGUUGCCGGGUAACCGAUGAAAUUCUGCAUCUAGUACCAAACAUUGACAACUUCAGGUUAACUCUGAGAGCUAUCAAACUGUGGGCAAAACGCCACAACAUCUAUUCCAAUAUACUAGGUUUCCUUGGUGGUGUUUCCUGGGCUAUGCUAGUAGCAAGAACUUGCCAGCUUUAUCCAAAUGCAAUAGCAUCAACUCUUGUACAUAAAUUUUUCUUGGUAUUUUCUAAAUGGGAAUGGCCAAAUCCAGUGCUAUUGAAACAGCCAGAAGAAUGCAAUCUUAAUUUGCCUGUAUGGGACCCAAGGGUAAAUCCCAGUGAUAGGUACCAUCUUAUGCCUAUAAUUACACCAGCAUACCCACAGCAGAACUCUACCUACAAUGUGUCCGUUUCCACACGGAUGGUCAUGGUUGAGGAAUUUAAACAAGGUCUUGCUAUCACAGAUGAAAUUUUGCUGAGUAAGGCAGAGUGGUCCAAACUUUUUGAAGCUCCAAACUUCUUUCAAAAGUACAAGCAUUAUAUUGUACUUCUAGCAAGCGCACCGACAGAAAAACAGCGACUAGAAUGGGUGGGCUUGGUGGAAUCAAAGAUUCGUAUUCUAGUUGGAAAUUUGGAGAAGAAUGAAUUCAUUACACUGGCUCAUGUGAAUCCGCAGUCAUUCCCAGCACCCAAGGAAAAUCCUGACAAGGAAGAAUACCGUACAAUGUGGGUGAUUGGAUUGGUGUUCAAGAAAACUGAAAAUUCGGAAAAUUUAAGUGUUGAUCUUACUUACGACAUUCAGUCUUUUACGGACACAGUUUAUAGGCAAGCAAUAAACAGCAAGAUGUUUGAGAUGGAUAUGAAGAUUGCUGCAAGGCAUGUGAAACGAAAGCAACUUCACCAACUGCUACCUAAUCACGUGCUUCAGAAAAAGAAAAAGCAUUCAACAGAAGGGGUCAGGCUGGCAGCUCUGAAUGACAGCAGCCUCGACUUGUCCAUGGACAGUGAUAACAGCACGUCUGUGCCUUCGCCUACUAGUGCUAUGAAGACAAGUCCAUUGAACAGUUCAGGAAGUUCUCAGGGCAGAAGCAGUCCUGCGCCAGCUGUAACAGCAGCAUCUGUGACCAACAUACAGGCUUCUGAAGUCACUGUGCCACAAACAAAUUCCAGUGAAAGCUCAGGGGGUACUUCAAAUGAAAGCAUUCCUCAAACUGCCACGCAACCAGCCGUUUCUCCACCACCAAAGCCUACAAUCUCUAGAGUUCUUCCCUCAGCGCAUCCAUUAAAUCCAUCACCAAGAACUUCAGGAAAUGUUGCAACAAAAACACCUAGCCCUGUCACAGCAGUGAAAAGGACAUCAUCUCCCCAUAAAGAAGAGUCUCCCAAGAAAAUAAAAAUUGAAGAGCAGGAUGAAAUAAGUGAAGAUGCUACCUGUAUAGAUGUGAAUGAGCAUGAAAAAAUGGAAACUAAGGAACAACUUGAGACAGAAGUGAAUGUUACUUCUCAACCAGAAGCUCUUCAGACAACUUCUCUGCAAGCUCCUCAGAAAACACCCAGUACGGACCUUUCGGAUAUCCCUGCUCUCCCUGCAAAUCCUAUUCCUGUUAUCAAGAAUUCAAUAAAAUUGAGAUUGAAUCGGUAAAGACAACCUCAGGGGUCCAUAAACAGUAUCUGCCAACUCAACCUGUUGUCUUCUAAUGCAAGAAAAAAGGAGAACGAAGGGUGCAAGACUAGAACGCGAUCGCAAUGGAUUUAGGUAUAUUUUGUGCACUUCCCCUUCUGGGCUAAAAUCACCUGGAUUGGAAGUCCAGGCUAGUAUGUGAAGCCAGGAGUACUAUUAAUGUGUUAGCAACAGUUGCAUUAAAUAUUUCGAAGGAUUACUGCCUUUAAAAACACGAACACUAUUUGUAGCCAUAUUUGACAUUCUGAUUGAAUUUAUGUUCAAUGCAUUGUUUCAAAAAUUGAGAUAAAACUGGCAUAAGAAUCCCUUAAAUGCACUUUUAUGUACUUUUUUAUUGGAAUAUGACUAAUUUUAGAUCUUCAGCUGAUACUUUCAUUUUAUUGAAGGAUCUCUUCAAUACAAGUAAUCUGCAAAUUGGCUGAUGUUCUAUGACAUACUGUACAUCGAAAGCAAUGUAUAGCAUGUCUAGUUCAACUGCCAUCAAGCAGCAGUAAGCCUUUACAGUGAAAUGUCAAAUCUUGAGGUUAUAAGACAGGUGUUAAGAAAAUAAUUGGGGAGGUUUUGGUAUUGGUGGGACAUGAUGAAGAUAUAUGGUCUACUUUUAUUUAUGGAAUUAUUUUAAAGUGCAUACAGAGCAGCAGUCAAAAGAGCAGCAACUUUUCUUUGAGCUAAUCAGUCUCCUUAUGCCCUUUUUGAAACCUUGACUAUAUUUCUUGGGAAAAGCUUUUGCGCUUAGUUGUUUUUGUUUCUUUUUUCUAGCUUGUAUGCACAAUAUAGGACAGUUGUUAUAACAAAGAAGAACAAGAAAAACCCUUAAUUUGUUGAGGUUUUUUUCCCACUUACCUUACAACAAUACCUGUGGCUUGUAGGCACAAAUUCAAAAUUUUAUCCCAUGAUUAAAAAGUUCAAAUAAAUAUUGUGUGCCUGUGAGAAAUAACACCCCUUUUGAUGGCCUUUGGAUCACUAAAUAUAAGAUGAUUUUUGUACACUCCAGAAAAGUCCUGUAUGCAUUAAAAAGCUGCAGAUUUUAAAUAAAGGCAAAAAGAUUUUUUCCCCAAGAAUUUUAACCUUUUUAUUUUAGAUGGCUCAUCAGAAAUAGUUUUACAUACUGAACAACAUUGAACUUUUAAAAAUCAUAUUUCUUGCAAGCACUUGACAUCUAGUAAGCUCUCUUACUCCUAUCUUUUGUUCUGUAGUCCUAUCCAAAAGAUUAGUAACAACUUUUUCUUUUAAAAGAACUGAGUCUCUCACGGCAAAGAACAUCAGUAUUUGAGGAAUGUGAGGGAUAUCAGCAGUAAUACCAGAUGUAGAUAACAAACUUCAUGUUACUGUUACUUAGCCUGAAAUAAGUGGGAUGUCAAAUCAUACUUCUCAUAUUUUGAUUAGCAUGUUUUAUGAACUCCCUUCUCCCAUUGUGCUCCAUCCUAUUACACAUGCAUCUUUCAUGUUAAAAUUAAAAUACUUACACUCUUCCCCUUAUCCUUCUAAAUUAAUUUUCCAAAGUCAGAGUGUAGCUUAUCUUUUACUUAGGCUGUGCAGUAACUGAAGGGUUUUUUCUUUUGCCAUUUGUCUGAGAUGUCUAGUAAACAGUACUUCUUUUUACCUUGGCCUGUGCAGCCUGCUGUCGUCCACCCCCAAAGAAGGUUAUAUUAACAGUUGAAGUGUACAAGGUGUCUGUGUAUUUUGUGUAGCUAUGGAGUUUAGAUCGAAAUUGCCAGGCACAAAUUUAGUCUUGUCAUUUUGUUUACACAUCAGAAGAUCUUUUUCAUUUUAUUAAACGUUUCAUGUAACUGCACCCAAGUUUUACCAAGCUGGAAACUUGGAAUCUUUCUGUAUAGUGACUUUUUAAUUCUAGUUUUCAUAACCUGGAGAUCAGACUGUUGCUUUCGCAUGAUGUACGUAGUGUCUCAUGACUGGAGUUUGCUUUGUUUUAUAGUAUCUGUACUCCUUGUAUUUUUCAAGAGCUAUUUUGUAAACAGAUGAUGUAUUUCUCCAUUGAAAACACAAUAAAAAACAGCACAAUCCCAUAGCGGCCUGAUUCUUCUCAAUGUACAAAACAACUUUUACUCUGAAUUACAAGUUGCCUGUUAAAUUUUUUGGUGAAUAUAAAAUACAAUAGCACCUAGAGAAAUAAAAACUGCAUAAAGGAAUAUUCUGUAAAUAAACCUGAUGUUGGAUUUGGGAAGUAACAACAGGAUGCUAAGUUUCAGUCUGUUAAAGGGAAAAAUUGUGUGUUUGGUGGAUUUGGGGGUUUGGAUCUGCAGGUAGAAUUUAUUGACAAACGCAUUCUAAGAGCAUCUUUUUUCCCUAUCUCCGGAUUAGGACUCCAUUUCAAAAUACUGAGUUCUUUAAGGGAUGGCAAAACUAGAAGAAACGCAUGUAUAAACAAUCUGGGGGUGUACUGUUGUCUCUGAAAGUUUGAACUAAACUUUAUUUAAAACACUAACUGUAAAAGU
Nothoprocta perdicaria is the source of this 4968-nucleotide messenger RNA. RefSeq names its product poly(A) polymerase alpha (gene PAPOLA). The record is from RefSeq and is a predicted model, not a curated record. The coding region runs from base 254 to 2473 and encodes 739 amino acids. Lineage: Eukaryota; Metazoa; Chordata; Aves; Tinamiformes; Tinamidae. The transcript has 22 exons. Gene Ontology annotation, cellular component: nucleus. Gene Ontology annotation, molecular function: poly(A) RNA polymerase activity; RNA binding.